Molecule: messenger RNA, 570 nt
Organism: Paramecium pentaurelia
Lineage: Eukaryota; Ciliophora; Oligohymenophorea; Peniculida; Parameciidae
Source: the annotation of a GenBank genome assembly
AUGAUUCAAUAUGUAAUUAAAUUGGAAUUGUCAGAAUAGUAUAAAUUAAUAGGAUCACUUUAAGAGAAUUCACUUUCAUCUCUCAUCCUCACUAGAUUAUAUGUUAUUCUUAAAUUAAUUAGUUUCCAUAAUUCAAUCUAACACUCCCUUUAAACUACAUCCUAUUCUAAUGUUUUCGAGAAAUUUUAAAAGUAUGGAUGUGUUUAGAUAGCAGAACUAUUUGUGCGUUUAUAGUAAGCAAGUUUUUAGCUUUUAAUGAAGAGUAAUUUCUCUAAUUUAUUGAUUUAAACCCUAUAUGUAGAAUUAUCAAAAAGGGAACAUAUUUUGAUGGGUUUACUUGAAUGCACUCUUAGAUUGAGUAAUGCAAAUUAGAUUAUCUAAUAGAGAUUUACAGUUAAAUUGUUAGAAUCCCAAAAAAUGAUAUAGGUUGGGAUAUCUAUUUUUUAGAUUAUGAAUUUGAACAACAACUAAAAACUAUUGUUAAUCAUAGAAUUAUGCUAAAUUAUUAUAAAAUAUUCAAUUAUUUAUGGGGUAUUAAAAGAGUUGAAUGAACUCUUAUUUAAUCAUUGA